Saprolegnia parasitica CBS 223.65 is the source of this 771-nucleotide messenger RNA. RefSeq lists its product as hypothetical. NCBI's taxonomy places the organism in Eukaryota, Oomycota, Saprolegniomycetes, Saprolegniales, Saprolegniaceae. The record is from RefSeq and is a predicted model, not a curated record. The transcript is spliced from 2 exons. Bases 11 to 736 code for a protein of 241 amino acids.
CGGCGCGGCGAUGGCUACGACGCAGGACGACGAGGGCAGCCCCAUGGCGCCGCCGGAAGUGAUGAAGGAAGAUGACAUCCUCGGGCCAUCGUUGUUGGAUGUGAUGCAGAACAUGAGCCUCUCGAGCUUGAAGGCGACGUUCUACUCGCGCUCAUGCUUUGUCGGGACGUACUCGAGCACCGACGUCGAUGGCCCCAAGAAGAUCCAAGACUUCUUCGUCAAGACGCUGCAGAGCCUCAGCUGCGACGCGUCAGGACUUGUCUUUAUGCUCGAAGGCGCGCUCGUUGUGCUCAUCGAGUCCACCGCCGAUCACUUUACCGAUAUCUGUGUCGCACUGCAAGGCUUUCCCAACGUUUCCGACGUCAAGGUCGUCGCGACCUGCGAUGACAACUCGAAGCGGCUUAUUCAAAGCUUGUACUUUAAGAAGCUCUCGAUCAGCAAGCCCAACGACGCCAACGAAAGCGACAUCCCGCAGGCAGCCAGCACCAUGUUCUUCAACCUCGUGACGCUCGCGCGCCGCCUCGGGACGCAGCCCGCUGCAAACAUCAAAAAGUCCCUCGCGGCGCCAAGCAAUAGCGACCAAGUGCUUUUCCCGUCGACCGAGCUCGUGCUACUCGUCGCCAAGAGCCAUGACCUCAUGACGCUGGACGAGUACCUUGCGAUUUACAGGGAUCCCAUCACGGUCGAGCUCGAGUCCGAGAGAGUGUGGCCGAUUCACCCGCUCAUCUCGUACUAGUACUAGGAACAAACCUCAUGUAUGAAAGUAACGUG